Messenger RNA from Electrophorus electricus (electric eel), 10544 nucleotides. RefSeq names its product IQ motif and Sec7 domain ArfGEF 2a (gene iqsec2a). The record is from RefSeq and is a predicted model, not a curated record. Lineage: Eukaryota; Metazoa; Chordata; Actinopteri; Gymnotiformes; Gymnotidae. Gene Ontology annotation, biological process: regulation of ARF protein signal transduction; actin cytoskeleton organization. Gene Ontology annotation, molecular function: guanyl-nucleotide exchange factor activity.
CGAGUUUAACCCGUACACCUCCGCUUUAGACGGGGAUAUGCACUGAGAGGAAGCAGGCAGAACAGCUUUGGCGCAUAUGGACAGUGGACACUGCAGUAAAAGAGAAUCGCUGAGACGGGCGGCAGGUGCAGUGCACACAAGACCGCACCACGGGGAAUUAACCGACCUAAUGAACGACUGCUCAGCAUUUGGGCCGAAACGGACACGGAUUUGUGAUUAUUCACUGGAUCGGGUGUAAAAUGCUGGUGAAACUGAAUAGGAUUUCAAAUGAAUCCUGGUACGUUUUAAGACAUUGUGGGUACGGAUAAGAAGCGGUGCUCAGCUUGUCAAUUAGUGAUCAAUUCGUAUAUGGAGAGACAGGCAUCGUAUUAAGUUGGUUAGAGCGUAAGUAUGUGCCACAGCUAUCUGGGUUGAGCGUUUCUGAGAAGUCUAUAUUGGCCGCAGUGUUACGAGUAUGAUGUUAGUUGAUUUAAUGUUUUUGUGAUGGUGAGGCGUUGGACAGAAAACUGAGACUCUCCCUUUAGGACGCCUUAGUCGUGUGACUUGAAGCGGUAAUGUUGAGCUGGACCAGUUCAUCGAGGACACCUUUGCGCUCCGCCACCACUGAUUACAGCACCAAGCAACGUUAAAACCCAAGCGACAGAGUAUACUGGAACCGACGAGGGAUGGAUUGCUCCCUGUUGGUUUUCUCUAUUCAGGAGGACAGUGCGUGACGAGAAACUGCGGCUCCAGAACGCAUGGAAAGACUGGAUCAAUAAUAAUUUCCCAGAGGCUUUUACCGCAAAAUACCGAGGACGCGAGGAGCUGGGAGACAGACUCACGUCGAGAUGGAAAACGAAGGGAAGAGUAUUUCGUCGCGUUUGGAAACGGUGUAGACGCGUCUUAUCAUUAUAGCGGGAGCAGAAACGCGCAAUUGCAAUCAAGGACCGGUUUAGCUGCCUUGGAUAUGGGAGGACGCUCUGGGCGCUAUUAACAAGAAACCGCUGGAGAAUAAAGGUGUAUGCGCCAAGAUACGGAGAGCCGUCCAAAAUGGGCCCGGUUUGCUGGUCCGAUUUAGGAGCAUAAAGAGAGAUCGCGUUGCUGUGGACCUCAAAUAUAUGCUUGUUAAUGAAAAGGGAGUAAUUUAUGGUGACAGGUAGGCUGAACGGAAGAAACGGAGCGGGGGAUCAGCGCGCACAGAAGUGUCCGCGUAUCUGGUCGAUUUGGCAUUGAGAGAAGUUGCAAUGCAUGGAGCGCGGGCGUGGGAAAUGAGAUGAUCAUCGUUAAGAGCGUCUCACGCUUUCAAGACACGGCUAAAGAUAAGCAAUAUUUAUGGCUUGAGUGAGGAAGGUUAUCUCACGCCAUGAGGGAGAGAAGAGGCGAGAGAACGAGACCUGGGUUGUUCGAGAAGACAUGCGCGUAACUCCCAGCAGCCAGUUUAGUAUUGCGGUGGAUUUAAAGGUUCAACUUUUUCUCACCCCAUUCUCAUUCGGUCAUCUCUCCGAGGAACUGCUCAGCAAGAAAAUGUCUCCCAACCACUUCUCUCCGGUAUGAGUCAUGAAUGGUGUAUGGCCAGGAAACAUCGUCCCUGCUGCGACAUUUGACAUUCAGCUCCACGUUUGAAAAGGCGGAAUUAAAAGAGGAUGCGCUGGGAGACAGAGGAUCACAACGCUGACUCAUUGUUUUUGGUCAUCUUCAUGAAUAUUGGCUCAUAUUCCUCUCUUUAGUGUUUCCCUUUUGCAGCUGGACUUGAAAAGAUACCAUGACUCUGAGUGACUGAUGAACGCACUUCAGUUCCAGUGUCAGGGGAAAAGACCAUGGAUGAAUAGAUAUCAUUUUUAUCUCUCACUUUUUCAUAACAGUUUGAAUCGCUGAAUUCCGUAUCGACAAUGAGUUUCAUCUUAACAGAAGUCUCAUCUGAGCAGUCACAUGGUGAAACUGGUGAAAAACUAACAAUUUGCUGACUCAGGAAUUCAUAUCCAUCUUCUUUUGUCUGAAUGGGAAUUUGUGUCAUGGAUUAUCAUAAGAACCCAAUCCUUUGACUCCAAGAACUGCACCUGCUUUUAGCAGAAUUUACCAGGAGAGUAAAAACAGCGUGAACCCAUUCAGUUUCCUCUUUCAACAGUCUCAACCCUAGUUCUCUCUCCCCCCCACUUGCAUCACGUGGGGGGGAGAGCUCCCACCAUCGGGGUGAUCCCAUACCCCCACCCCCCCCCCCGUCCCAUCGGCCCGGAAGUCGGCAACCUUUGCAAGGUUCCCUCGAGCAUGGAUGCGGGCCAGGGCAGCCCCGAGAGCCCCAACCGGGCGGUGGAGUACCUGCUGGAGCUAAACAACAUCAUUGAGAGCCAGCAGAAGCUGCUGGAAACGCAGCGGCGUCGCAUCGAGGAGCUCGAAGUGCAGCUUGACCGCCUCAGCCAGGAGAACAAGGACCUGCGUCUGGACAGGCAGCCCUGCCCACCCCCACCCCCACCUCCACCACCGCCCACCGCCAGCUCUGUCUCCAACCAUGCCCACAGCCAUCACGGGCAUCCGACGGCCGCCGCCAGCCACAACAGCGGGCCCUCCCCGGCUCUGCCUCCUCCACCUCCACCGGUGCCACCACGGGACCGGCGCGUCAACAUCAAUGCGCACGCCCGGUUAGCACGCGGCCUGUCGACCGGCUCCAACCCAGCAGAGAGGGACAGGGAGCGCGAGCGGGACGGCUCUGGCACCGGCGUGUCCGCCACACUGCAGAGACAGCCAGAUGGAGACUCCAACAAAGACAGUGUGGAGGGAGACCCUCACUGCGGGGACACGGGUAGUUUCUCCGACAGCUCCUGCAGCCAGGGCCCCUACUUGGGGGGCUUGGACCGGUACGGGAAGCCUAGUGGAGAGCCUCCAGGCCCUCAGGGGCCCCCCGUGGCCCCCUCGAGCCCGGCGAGCCUUGCCUGGGCCCAGCGCACGCGCCACCAGCCCGCCAGCCUGGCUCUGCGCAAACAGGAAGAGGAGGAGAACAAACGCUGUAAAGCGCUGUCAGACAGCUAUGAGCUCUCCACAGACCUGCAGGACAAGAAGGUGGAGAUGUUAGAGCGGAAAUAUGGUGGGUCCUUGCUGAGCAGAAGAGCAGCCCGCACCAUCCAAACAGCCUUCCGGCAGUAUCGCAUGAACAAGAACUUCCAGCGUCUGCGCAGCUCCGCCUCGGAAAGCCGCAUGACUCGGCGCAUUAUCCUCUCUAACAUGCGCAUGCAGUACUCCUUCGACGAGCGUCAGCCGCAGGUGCAGUCCCAGACCCAAUCCCAGGCUCAGCAGCAGCGUUACACCCCCGCAAACCCACCCACCAUGGGCGUGGCCAGCCAGACGGGCGCCGGGGCCACCGAGCAGGAGGCCGGCUCGCCCUCGCAUUCCGACCAGGAAGAGUACAGCCGCAGGGACGAUGCCUUUAGCAAACAAGUGACGUCCCUAGCAGACUCCAUGGAUGACACGCUGACAUGCCAGUCAAGCCGCGGCGACUCACAGGAGGGCGCAGGCGACGACUUCACCGAGUGUGUGUGGAGCAGCAAGGCGUCGUUGGUGUCACGGCGUGGGGGCGGGGCCGAGCGGGGCCGGGGUGGGGCCAUGCUGGGGGGCAUGCACGAGGACAGCACGGCCACGUCCUACAGCGACGUGACGCUGUACAUGGACGACGGCAUGCCAGCUUCACCCCUGUCCAUCGAGCGUGCCCCCAGCAGCACAGACACGGAGUACUGGGGCAUGGGCGCAGGCCCGGGCGUGGGCAGCCGCGAGGACAGCCGCGAGACGGAGGGCAGAGGUAGCAGCACCAGCCGGCGCAGCACGCCAUGCACGGAGUGCCGCGACUUCCGCCUGCGCGGCGCCCACCUGCCCGUACUGACCGUCGAGCCGCCCAGCGACAGCUCCGUGGACAUGAGUGACCGCUCCGACCGCGGCUCCCUCGGCCGGCAGCUGCUCUACGAGCAGGAGCCGGCGGGCGGAGGGGGCGGGGCGGGCGGAGGGGGCGGGGCGGGGGGAGGAGCCUCGCCUCAGGGAACGCUCAAACACAACCCGGCCGCCCGCUCCGCCAGCACCUGCACAGCGCAGGGCCAGACCCGCCCCGUGGGCCGGCCCAUCCCCUCGCCCCUGCCCACCCACCUGCCCCACCACGCCAUGCUGCUGCACCACCAGCACGCGCCGCACCCUCCACCGCACAUGCACCACCCGCUGCACCACCACCACCACCACCCGGCCCUCCCCCACCUACACCACCCGUACCCGGAGCCCAUCCCGACGUUGCCUUCCCAGCCUCCGAUCACACCUCUCUCCUCUUCCUCCUGCGCACCCCUGCCCUCCGCCGGCUUGGAGCCGUCCGACGGCGACAACGACUCGCUCAACUCCACCACCAACUCCAACGAGACCAUCAACUGCAGCUCGGGCUCAUCGUCACGCGACAGCCUGAGGGAGCCGCUCCCCCCGCUGGGCAAGCAGACGUACCAGAGGGAGAGCCGUCACAGCUGGGACUCGCCCGCCUUCAACAACGACGUGGUGCAGAGGAGGCAGUACCGCAUCGGACUCAACCUCUUUAACAAGAAGCCAGAGAAGGGCAUCCAGUACCUGAUCGAGCGCGGCUUCGUGUCUGACACUCCGGUGGGAAUCGCACGCUUCAUCCUGGAGAGGAAAGGUCUGAGCCGUCAGAUGAUAGGCGAGUUCCUGGGCAACCGGCAGAAGCAGUUCAACAAGGACGUGCUCGACUGCGUGCUGGACGAGAUGGAUUUCUCCGGCAUGGACCUGGACGACGCCCUGCGCAAGUUCCAAGCUCAGAUCAAGGUCCAGGGGGAGGCGCAGAAGGUGGAGCGCCUGGUGGAGGCCUUCAGUCAGAGGUACUGUGUGUGUAACCCCGCGCUGGUGCGGCAGUUCCAGAACCCCGACACUAUCUUCAUCCUGGCCUUCGCCAUCAUCCUGCUCAACACGGACAUGUACAGCCCUAACGUCAAACCGGAGAGGAAGAUGAAGCUAGACGACUUCAUCAAGAACUUAAGAGGAGUGGACAAUGGGCAGGACAUCCCCAGGGACCUGCUGGUGGGCAUCUACCAGCGUAUUCAGAAGUGGGAGCUGAGGACCAAUGAUGACCACGUGUCUCAAGUGCAGGCUGUGGAGAGGGUCAUUGUGGGUAAAAAACCCGUGCUUUCCCUGCCACACCGCAGGCUGGUGUGCUGCUGCCAGCUGUACGAGGUCCCUGAUCCUAACCGGCCCCAACGGAGCGGGGUUCACCAGAGAGAGGUCUUUCUCUUUAACGACCUGCUGGUGGUCACUAAGAUCUUCCAGAAGAAGAAGGCGUCGGUGACGUACAGUUUCAGACAGUCCUUUGCCCUGGUGGAGAUGCAGGUUCACAUGUUCCAAAACUCCUACUACCCUCAUGGUAUCCGCUUGACCUCGGCGAUCCCUGGCGGCGAGCGGAAGGUCCUGAUCGUGUUCACGGCUCCGAGUCAGCAGGAUCGCACUCGCUUUGUCAGCGACCUGCGGGAGAGCAUCGCUGAGGUGCAGGACAUGGAGAAGUACCGCGUGGAGUCGGAGCUGGAGAAGCAGAAAGGUGUGAUGAGGCCGGGGCUUCUGGGUGGAGAUGUGGGCAGUGGGGUGGGCAGCAUGAAGAGCGAGGUGGUGAACGGCACUCUGGGUAGGCCCAGCCUCGACGACACAUACGCCACAGGGGAGGGGCUUAAGCGCACGGCGCUCAGCUCCUCGCUCAGAGACCUGUCAGAGACAGGAAAGCGGGGUCGGCGAAACAGCGUGGGCUCUUUGGACAGUACCAUCGAAGGAUCCAUCAUUAACAGCCCUCGACCUCAUCAGUGUAUGCCCAUGGGGGGCGCUCUUCCCAGCUGCUACGGCCUGGAAGACUACCGGCCUCACCGCCCCAUCCUGAGCCCCGGAGUAGGGGUGGGGGGUGGGCCGGGGCAGUUACACAACGCCGUGGGGAGCGUUGGGGUGGGGCCACUCCCCGGUACCGUAGAGCAUGCUGGGGGACCGGGGAGCGUCUCUGGCGGGAGCAGCUCCGCCUCUUUCCUGGGCUCCCUGUUUGGCAGCAAGCGCGCCAAGCCCCCUCCUCCCCUUAUACCCCCCGGUCCACACUACCCAGCCCCCGUUCCCCCUCCCACCACUGGGGGACCCCCACCUCCUUCGCCCUCCGCGCUCAGCCAGUCCGAUCCGGGUGGGCCCUCCAAGAUCCAGGCUCUGCACGCGCAGUACUGCCACAACAGCGUAGGCCAGCCCCCUCCGCCGUACCACUACCACCACCGCUACCACGUGCAGCCCUCGGCCGCGCCCCCAACGCCCGCCGUGCACCAUACCCUCCACCGCGGCUCGCUGCCCCGCCGCGGCCCAGCCCCGGCUCAUCUCCAGCAGCAGUUCUCACACCACGGCGUGCAGGGCCGCCACUCCAGCCUGGGCUGCACGCCUCCGCCUCUCUCGCCACACUCACCCCACUCGCCCGGCGUCGCGUUCACCUUCCACCACGUGCACCCCAACCCCAUGCCGCACCCCGCCCGCAUCCCUGGCCCUCCCGGCAAGCUGCCGCUCACGCUGUCCCACUCCCAGCCGCACCCCCACCCGCACGGCCACGCCCUUGUUCAUUCCCACACCCACAGCCAUCCCGGCCACGUCCACGUCCACGGCCCCCACCCUCUGCUCCAUCAUUCCGCCCAUCAGCCUCACUUUAUCUUUGCCCCGCCCCCCCAGGCGCCCUCCGCCAUCACGGCGCGCCACGUCACGCAGGCCGCCGCCCACUACGUGCCACAGUACCCACCCCUGUCUUCUAUCCCGCCUCCUCCGCUGCACUCGCCUUUACCCCCACCUACCUCCCCCCUCACCCCUCUUACUCCGCUCACGCCUCUCUCGCCGCUGCCGCCACAACACCCCCCGGGGCCACAGGGGGGCGGUCAGCUGGUCGUCGGCGGAGGGGCCAACACCAGCACGGUCGGCAGCUCCAAAUCCAAACCUAUCAACCGCAUCAGCACGGUGGUGUGAGACGUAGCAGGCCUCGGAGGGCGAGGGCCCCCCGCCGGAGGAGCCGGAGCCCGGGAAAACGGAAGCACACACUGCUCCACCUCUGCUAUUUCCACAUCAGCUUCCCACAUGUCUAGAGCUGACAAGGGCAGACGGUUGGCCUUCGACCAGGCCGCUAAACGCAUGACAAUGCCGUCCGCUGUCGUUUCAUUCCGGUACUCAUAUCGUCCGAAAAACAAACCCACCGGUUUGGAGGAGCUGCAGGCAGAGAGGAUUAUGGGUUUUCUUUUCCAGAGGUUCACAGAAACUGGGGGUUCUUAUAUGAAGUAGAUGUCAAUGUUGCCAAAGGUAGAAAUUGAGGUUUUGGUGCCAAAUUACAGUGAGUGAGAGAAACGGGGAGUGAUUUAAGAGAUGGCAACGCGGCAAGGAAAGAUGUCGGAAGAGAGUGUCGUCGCACCGCUUCUCUGCUCUUCAGCUGGGCUGACGUGGGAAGCGCAGAACAGGCAGAGGGACCUGAAGUUCUCCAGAAGCAGCGCAGGACAUGCAUAGACUUAAAUGGAACAUACUUUUCUAGGAAUCCUAUUGGCUCCAUUUUGAAAUGUUAUUUUUUGUGUGUGCGUUUCAAGUGACAAUCAUUCCAGGUCCUGACAGUAUUUUUUUUUUUUGGUUUUUGACAAACUUGAGUGACACAUUCCGCCAUACAUUGGACAAAAAUUGCCAGUAUUUAGACAGAAAUGGACAAAGAAAAGGUUGUAUUGCAGCUUUAAAAGCUCCAGCCGUGCACUUUUGAACAAUACUACACUCUGUCACCUCUUAAAGUGUUUUUACUCGAGAACACUUCUGCUAAAAGAAAGUCAUAGGAGCACAUCAUUCAGAAGGCAUCAUUCCAAUAUUUGGGUCACAAGGGGAAGCUUUCAAGAUUACAACAUCACACACACACACAGUGUUUCAAAUCUGCAAUAAGACAGCCAUAAUCCAGUUUAAAUGACAAAUCAUUUUUCAUUAUUUAAAGGUCUCAGUGAUGAUAUGAAGUGGAUUUAUAUUUAAAAUAUUUUGUUCUACCGUUUGUCUCAGUUUAUUAAUAAUAUAAUGAACAGAUGAUGAAAUAUAUUUUUCUCUUUCUAAAUGAAAUUAAAUAAAUUAGAGAAUCAUGAUUUAAUUUAAAUCCCUAAUAACUAGGAUUUGUCUAGUAAGUUUUACAGUGACCCUCUAUCAGUAAAUGCUCAAAUGAGCUAAUUACCUGUUAGUUUGCAACUCACUACAUAGCCUUAGUGCCUAAUGUAAGUGUUUAGGAGGGUUAUGGUGCAAUAACACAUGUUAUUAUUCAGCACCUUCACCUUUUACCCAGAAGACACAACAAGUAAACAGAUAUAGAGAAGAGAAUUUAAAUCUGGGAGAAUUAAUUGUACAGGCCUUGACUUGCUUUGUUUUUUUUUGUAAAGUUACAGAGUACAGUUGCUUGAACUGUAUUGGAAACGUAUGAAUAGAUACUGACAUUCGAGCAUUGUUUGUACAAUAUGAGUCACUGUAUGGUAGAAAUGUGUUUUAUUUUCAUCAUUGCUAUUACGAUGUCAAAUAUUACCAAUAUUAUCCUCGAUAUUUUUGGUGUAACAGUUACUACUAAUAUGAGUGUUGUUUCUGUGCCAGUUUGUUUUCUAGGAGCUUUUUCCAAACUAACACGGUGUGAUUUCAUGUGUACAAACAGAACUUUUUAGAACUGUCCCGGGCUACCUAUUUCAGGAACUUGUUUUGCAGUAAGCUUGAAAAAAUACCCAAAAAAACAACAAAAAAAAAAGAUGACGAAGACAACAUAUAUUUCACACCAAACUCAUUGCCAGAAGCCAUACAGUCUUACUUGAGCAAGCCACUCUUUAUAAGAAUGUCAGGCUGCAUAUCUGUGCCCUCCUGUCCAUAGGCGAAGAGCAUGCUGGUAUGGCACACGCUAAUGCAUUUCGCACGUGAAGGUUGCCAGUGGAAUCUUUUUGUAUGAUGCUUUUACUUCACUGCUAAAACUUCAGAGCUUUUGCACAGUUUGCCCGAGUUCAUCAGUGCAGUGCCUCGAUAUUAGAUCUUUGCUUAUCCCCCUCCCAAACCCUCCAACAUGCAGAGCUCUUAAAAGCGUUACGCCAACAAAACGCCCUCAGAAGAUUUUGACUUUUUGUAUUUUUUGAAAUAUUUUUGGAAAUAAUCUGCCAAUAUGGCUACCUGCCAUAGACUAAUGUCUAAUCUUGGACACAGUUACACUUAGUCUUUAAUAGGGCUUCUUAUUGAAGAGCGAAUGUACAACAGGGUGUGUACCAAAAAAAAAAGGGAUUUACAGGAUAAAUCUGAAAUCGUGUUUUUUUGGUUUGUUUUUUUGCCAAGUGGUGUAAAAUUGACACACACACCCCCCUGCCCUUUGCUCUAUGUCCUCCUAUGAACUGACUCGCUACCACAGACUCCACAGGUUCGUUCUAGUGCAUGCAACAGGUGAUACGAGUCCCAGAGGACACAAUGCCCGUAAAGCUGCCAGCACCCGUCUAGGACUCACGGACCAGUCUAGGACUCACGGACCAGUCUAGGACUCACGGACUAGUCUAGGACUCACGGACCUGUCUAGGACUCACGGACCAGUCUAGGACUCACGGACCUGUCACAGUAGAUUGAGUAGCGUGGGAAAUAUGUGCACCCUUACUCCCGAUUGCAUCGCUGAGGUCUCGGCGCGUGUUGCAUGUUUUCCUGCACUUACCCGAAUGACGCUGUAUAAACCUGAGUGUACAUAUUAGCAUAUAUAAAUAGUCUAUUUACUCUGGAAUGGGCUGUGUUAUACGUGUCUAUAACUGACCAGGAAGGCCGGGGGGCGACGAGCUAUUGUUUACACUUUAGGGCCUGGAGAACAAAAUGUAACUAUAAAGUUGUAUCACGUGCGUGUCAGAGCAGUAUCUAUAUUUAAAGAAAUGAUAUUGUAUGAAGUUUUAUUUGUAUAUAUGUAUGAGGUUUCGAUGCAAACCUGUUUCAGAGAAAUUAUAUGUGAUUAUUUAUUGCUCUUGUUCUAUAAAAUAUGUUCUUGCUGUUGGAAAGACUGUACUUUCUGCUUGAUUACAACCGACUGGGGUCAGUUACUUGAUAUUUGAACACGAGGUGUGUGUUCAUUUUUCUGCAAGUUCCCAAAUAUGGAAUGAUCCAAAUAAUCUGAGCGACAAAUUGUUUUAUACUAAUCAUACAAAAUGGUUUUAUUUUGCUAAAACAUUGUGGGUUUGGACCAUUUCAACAGUACAUUAGAAUUACCACUUAAGAUCAAAUGUAUUUUACAGGCUGUGUAAAUAAGACCAAUUAUAUCAACAGGUAACAAGAGUAAUAAUAUACUUUUCUGACUAGCACACCAACAAAACAGUCAACUAAAGACAGCAAAACUCAUACAAAACUGAUCACAUACAUAGUAUACUUGGCAAUGGAUAUACAACAAUAUAAUCUAUAGAAUAUUUCUGUUAUUGUGUGGUAUACCUCUUGUUAAAAUCAUGCAAAUAUGUAACUGUCCAAAAGUUUUUUUUAAAAAUCACCUUGUAAACAUAAGAGUGGUUAGGGUAAGAGUGGUCAGUAAAGCUGUAUUUUUUAUU